Drosophila pseudoobscura is the source of this 880-nucleotide messenger RNA. RefSeq names its product Cathepsin L4 (gene CtsL4). Gene Ontology annotation, molecular function: cysteine-type endopeptidase activity; cysteine-type endopeptidase activator activity involved in apoptotic process. The record is from RefSeq and is a predicted model, not a curated record. The transcript is spliced from 4 exons. Bases 16 to 771 code for a protein of 251 amino acids. NCBI's taxonomy places the organism in Eukaryota, Metazoa, Arthropoda, Insecta, Diptera, Drosophilidae. Gene Ontology annotation, cellular component: lysosome. Gene Ontology annotation, biological process: positive regulation of apoptotic signaling pathway; positive regulation of peptidase activity; immune response.
AACCCUCAUAAGGUUAUGUUCAGUUCGAGUACAGAGGGUUAUUUAAAAAAUUUUCUACGUUUAUUGAAAAGUCAAUCAAACGUAGCCGACGAUAAUAUUGCUGAAAUAGUUGGAUCGUCACAAAUGACUAACAUCCCCGAAAGUCUGGAUUGGCGGAGAAAAGGGUUCACGACCCCAUCACAGAAUCAGCAAAGCUGUGGCUCAUGCUACGCUUUCAGUAUUGCUGAAAGCAUUGAAGGACAGAUUUUUAAACGCACAGGAAAAAUAUUGAGCUUAAGCGAACAACAAAUUGUAGACUGCAGUGUGUCUCAUGGAAAUCAAGGAUGCACUGGAGGAUCUUUACGGAACACUUUAAAAUACUUACAGAGCACAGGCGGUAUAAUGAGAUCGGAUGAUUACAAAUACGUUUCAAAGAAAGGGAAAUGCCAGUUUGUAAGGGACCUUUCCGUCGUUAAUAUUACUUCUUGGGCUAUACUACCAGUUAAUAAUGAACAGGCAAUUCAAGCUGCUGUGGCACAUAUCGGUCCUAUUGCUGUUUCAAUAAAUGCCACUCCAAGGACAUUUCAAUUAUACAGUGACGGCAUUUAUGACGACGCUUCAUGUGUGUCCACAUCUGUAAAUCAUGCAAUGUUGGUAAUUGGAUUCGGAAAGGAUUUUUGGAUAUUAAAGAACUGGUGGGGCGACCGUUGGGGAGAAUCUGGCUACAUGAGAUUGAAGAAAGGCAUAAAUUUAUGUGGAAUUGCGAAUUACGCUGCGUAUGCAAUUGUGUGAAAGUACAAUAUUAUUAUAAAUAUUAAGUUGUCAUUUUAUUUCAUUUUUUAUGCAGAUCUAAUGUUAGGUAAAAGUUAAAACUACUCUGAUAAAGUUUUUUUUCGGCUAC